Molecule: messenger RNA, 1513 nt
Organism: Trichobilharzia szidati
Lineage: Eukaryota; Metazoa; Platyhelminthes; Trematoda; Strigeidida; Schistosomatidae
Source: the annotation of a GenBank genome assembly
AUGAACGAUUUAUUCCAGAAUAACUGCACAAACAUAAAUAAUCUCUCCAAUUCAUCCAUUUUAUGGAAGCCUGUAGUCAACUGGACUAUUUCAUGUUUCCUCAUCAUUGUUACGUGCACUAUAUUCAUUGGAAAUCUUUUGAUAAUUAUUGCAUUUGCAACGACAAGUCGUUUAAGACGCGUGACAGAUCAUUACAUUGUUUCACUCGCUAUGGCUGAUUUACUUGUAUCAGUUCUAGUACUUCCUUUGGCUAUUGUUCGUCAGAAUUUGGGUUACUGGCCGUUUGAAUCACAUGAAUUAUGCCAAUUCUGGUUGUCGGCCAAUAUAGUGUUGUGUAUGGCAUCAAUACUCAACCUAUGCUGCAUAUCUUUGGACAGAUUCAUCGCAAUCAGUCGACCUAUCCAAUACAUUAGAAUACGUAAUCAUCGAACGGCUUCCGCGAUGAUAGCUGUUGCUUGGACGCUACCGAUGAUAACAAUGUUACCACCACUGAUCGGAGGAAACCAACACGCUUUAGGAAAAGGUUCAUGUCAUUUGACGAACAACAAAGGAUACAGAAUUUAUUCGUCCAUAGCUGCAUUUUAUGGUCCAUUCCUACUGAUCGCCUAUAUGUACUUACGAGUAUUCUACGUGAUAAAACAUCGUUCGAAAAGUUUUCAAUAUGUAAAUAUCAAAUUUUCACCGUCAGCAAUUCGUAAGUCAAAUGUUGCAACAAAACCAGAUCUUUGUGUAACCUUUUCAAGUCCAAACAGAAGAAAGUCUGUGAAAUUAAAAUCGCUGGACAAUCCUGUUGUUACCAUGAAAAUCAGCAAUCAUUCUUAUAUUCAUACAAAUCCUUUAGAUAAAAUUUUUCCUCAUCAUUUAAUAAAUAACAAAAAGAUCAACACAUGUUGCAGCAAUCACCAUUUAUUUCGCAAAACAUAUAAUAUUGAAUGUAAAACAGACUAUAAAAAAGUUUUAACAGACAGAAUUGACAGUAAGCUCUCUAUUAAAAGUCGAGAUGAAUUAGAAGUAAUAUCUCCUGAGCCAACAGACCCAAUCCUUAGUGUGAUGAGAACAUUUCAUAUUUCACCCGAACAUACUUCAAAAGAUGCCUGUUCAAACUGUUCAACAAACCCGGUGUUUCAAAUUGAAAGUAAACCAAACAUUCAACAUGUCGAUAGUUCGUACACCAUUAAGGUAACAGAAAAGACUGAACACAGCGAGCGGUCUUCAUUCUGUCCACCACACGUGUUCUCUAUCACAUCUUUUAAAUGUCAUCAUCAUGAAGAAUCCUACUGCUGUCGUUGUGAUUGUUGUCACCAGAAUCAGAAACACUUAGAAAUUGUAAAUCGUUCAGAGCCUUGUUUCAACGUGGGAUGCAACAAAAGACAACAAAGACGAUUGAAUAAUCUGCACAGUCGUAGACGUGAACAUUCAAUCUUUCACAGAGAACAAAAGACUGCAAGAAUUUUAGCCGCAGUCGUUGGUUGUUUUACAGUCUGCUGGUUUCCAUUUUUCACAGUACUCAUUA